AUGAGUGCAGCCACUCUAUUAACACUUACUAAUCCAGAUGUGAUUGCUGUUAAUCAAGAUCCAUUUAAUAUUCAAGGAAAGAAAGUGCCUUUUGCAACAUCACAAUCAUUAAUCAAUUGCUCAUGUUUAACAGAAGGAGUUCAUAAUGCUUUUCCGCUCUAUAAAAUAUAUCUCUUUGUAGUUUGGUUUACAGUUGGAUUACUUAUGCGUAAAUCUAUUCGACUCGAAUCUGUUACAUUUCAUCGACAAUCAAUAAAACCGUCGUCUUCACAUACAACAUCAACAAUGAAAUUCUUCAUUGCACUUUGUGUCCUCUUCGUAGGGGCUUAUUGCGCUCCUAUCCUUGAUAAUCAACUUGGCAAUGAAUGGGCAUUAUUCAAAAGUGUUUAUCAAAAACAAUAUAACACAACUGAAGAAGAAAAUAUUCGUCGCAAGAUUUGGGAAACAAAUCUUGCCAAAAUUCAUCAACAUAAUUUUGAAGCUGAUCUUGGCAUUCAUACUUAUACAUUAGGAAUGAACCGAUUUGGUGAUUUGACUAAUGAAGAGUUCAAAAAACAAAUGAAUGGAUUUAAAGCAUCAAAAACAAAAAAUAAUCAUGAUCACCACACAUUCAUAGCUCCAUCAAAUAUUGUCCUUCCAAAGUCUAUCAAUUGGCUUAAAGAAGGUUAUGUAACACCAGUCAAAGAUCAAGGACAAUGUGGUUCAUGUUGGGCUUUUUCAGCCACUGGCGCUCUUGAAGGUCAACAUUUUGCCAAAACAAAAAAACUUACUUCACUUUCAGAACAAAACUUAGUUGAUUGCUCAGAUUUUGUUGGCAACAUGGGUUGUUGGGGUGGUUUAAUGGAUCGCGCUUUUCAAUAUAUCAAAGUUAAUGAAGGUAUUGAUACUGAAGAUAGCUAUCCAUAUGAAGGUUUUGAUCGUCUAUGUCGAUUCGACAGCGCUAAUAUUGGUGCCACUGAUACUGGAUAUAUUGAUAUCGCAGCUCAGAAUGAAGAUGAUCUUCAACUUGCUAUUGCUACUAUUGGUCCAAUUUCAGUUGCUAUUGAUGCAUCACAAGAUUCAUUUCAAUUUUAUAAAUCGGGCGUUUACAAUGAACCAGCUUGUUCAUCAACAAACCUUGAUCAUGGUGUAUUAGCUGUUGGUUAUGAUACAACAAGUUCAGAUGAUUAUUAUAUUAUAAAAAACUCAUGGGGUACAUCAUGGGGUAUGAAAGGUUAUAUUUGGAUGAGUCGAAACAAGAAAAACCAAUGUGGUAUUGCUACCAUGGCUAGUUAUCCUCUUAUUUGA
This is a messenger RNA of Rotaria sp. Silwood1, 1287 nucleotides long. The record is from the annotation of a GenBank genome assembly. NCBI's taxonomy places the organism in Eukaryota, Metazoa, Rotifera, Eurotatoria, Philodinida, Philodinidae.